AAUAUCUGUGUUUAAUGAAGCACUUUAUGAGAUUCUCUAAAAUAAGCAAAGCCUUCCAGGAAGUGCCAUCCCAGUACGUUUAUCAAAUCAAUCCAAUCAAGAACUUUGAGCCCAUAAAAUAGUUCAGAGUUAUUGAUUUGGAAGGUAAUCUUGUAGCCAAGGAAUACAAUAACAUUCCAAAGGAGAUACUCAAUCAAAUCUUUGAUUUAAUGAUAAGUAUUGAAGAGAUGGACAACCUCCUUUACAUGUCUUAAAGAUAAGGAAAGAUUUCAUUUUACAUGACAUCAUUUGGUGAGACAGCAACUACAGUUGGUACUACAGCCGCACUCCAACCCUAAGACUUUAUCUUCCCACAAUAUAGAGAACAAGGUAGUUUUAUGUGGAGAGGAUUCACAAUUGAAUAAAUUGUAAAUCAAUGCAUAGGAAACCAUUUAGAUGGCGGAAAGGGAAGAUAAAUGCCUGUUCAUUAUGGAAGCAAGGAUUUGAAUAUUGUCACUGUGUCAUCACCUUUAACUACGUAAGUGCCAUAAGCAAGUGGGGCUGGAUAUGGAUUUCGAGUUAAUGGGGAAAAUAAGAUUGCAGCCACUUGGUUUGGAGAAGGGGCAGCUUCUGAAGGAGAUUUUCAUUCAGCAAUGAAUUUUGCUUAAACUUUGAAAUGCUAAACACUAUUUUUAUGCAGAAACAAUCAUUAUGCCAUCAGUACACCUACAGAUGAUCAAUUCAGAGGGGAUACUAUUGCUGGAAAAGCACCAGCUUAUGGAAUGAGAACAUUGAAAAUUGAUGGUAAUGAUCUAUUGGCUGUUUACAAUGGAGUCAAAUAUGCAAGAGAACAAAUUAUUAAAAAUAAAGAACCAUUCUUUAUUGAAUUCAUUACUUAUAGAAUUGGAGAUCAUUCAACAUCAGAUCACUCUGUAUUGUAUAGAUCAUAAGAAGAAAUUGAUUCAUGGAAAUCAGGAAAUAAUCCCAUUAAUAGAUUAGGAUUAUUCUUGAAAAAGUAAGGACUCAGAUAAUUUAAUGAUGAUCAUGAUAAUCAGAUUAGAAAAGAUGUUAGAAAUAGAGUCAUUGCUGCAUUGAAACACGGAUCUGAAUAACAAUCACCAUCAAUUCAAGAUUUAUUCACUGAUGUUUAUGAUGAAGUAUUACCCCAUCUAUAGGAAUAAUAUACUCAAUUAAGAGAACAUUUAACUAAAUAUAAAGAUUAAUACCCAAUCAAUAAGUUCAAAGGUGGAUUAUGAUAAUUUACAUAUAGUACGCACAAUAAAUAUUGUAUAAUUAAUUGAUUAA
Messenger RNA from Paramecium tetraurelia, 1284 nucleotides. RefSeq lists its product as uncharacterized. The record is from RefSeq and is a predicted model, not a curated record. The transcript has 5 exons. Gene Ontology annotation, biological process: branched-chain amino acid catabolic process. Gene Ontology annotation, molecular function: oxidoreductase activity, acting on the aldehyde or oxo group of donors, disulfide as acceptor. Lineage: Eukaryota; Ciliophora; Oligohymenophorea; Peniculida; Parameciidae.